CUUUUCAGAAAGUUUUCUACGGUAUCAUUUACUUUGAGAAGCAAUAAUAAAAAGUCUUAUUUCAUGUCAAAUUCAGUCUUCAUUCUCCUCACACUCUCUCACAUCACACUCAUUCUUUGAAUCCCAGAAAUAGUAAAAUUCACUAAAAAAAAAAAAUGACAACUAGAGGCCAUCAACCACCACAUCCGCAACCAAACGGCGGCGGUGAACAGAGACUAAGACCACCACCACCACCAUCCUCCUAUUCAAACGGCUACCACCAACAACAACAACAACAACAUCCACAAUACUACCCAAGAACACCAGCACGUUCAUCCUCCUCCGCCUCCUUGAAAGGCUGUUGUUGCUGCCUCUUCCUCCUCUUAUCAUUCCUGGCACUUCUCGUCCUCGCAAUCGUCCUCAUCAUUCUCCUCGCUGUCAAACCAAAAAAACCACAAUUCGAUCUUCAAUCAGUCGGCGUUCAAUACGUCGGAAUCACACCAAACAACCCUACCGGAACAACAGCAUCACUUUCCCUAACGAUUCGUCUUCUAUUCACAGCGAGUAAUCCGAACAAAGUAGGGAUCAAGUACGGAGAGUCCAGGUUUACUGUGAUGUACCGUGGAAUUCCGUUAGGGAAAGCUUCAGUGCCUGGAUUUUAUCAAGAAGCUCAUACUAUGAGACAAGUUGUUGCUACAAUUGGUGUUGACAGGGUUAAUUUGUUACAAGCUGAUGCUGCUGAUUUGAUUAGAGAUGCUUCCUUGAAUGAUCGGGUUGAACUUCGGGUUUUGGGUGAUGUUGGUGCUAAGAUCCGGGUCAUGAAUUUUGAUUCACCCAAUGUUCAGGUUUCCGUGGAUUGUGCUAUAGCGAUCAGUCCAAGAAAGCAAUCUCUAACUUACAAGCAGUGUGGAUUCGAUGGAUUGAGUGUGUAAUAUCAUUCUUGUUGGCGCUGUCAAAUGUCCUUAAUUUCUCCCUCGACUCAUUUCUUCGAUUAAUUUUAAGAAGAAAUGAGUAGGAAAAAUAGUUAGAGGAGAUACUGAAUUUACAAUGGCUAUCAAAGGAGUCUCAACAAAUUGUUUAACUCCAUAGUCAAAGGUGGUUUUUUGGAAAAUAUAUUAAAUUAUGUCCCUAAACAUUUUGUUAUAAGAAUUUUGCAUAAACUUUUUAUUUGUUUACUUCCAUUGGAAGGAAAAACACAUCUGUGGAACAACUUGCAAACUGUAAAGUUAAUCAAAUCAGUGGGGUGAGGCAUCUGAGUUAUAGCUUUUGAUAAAACACACACUCUCUCAGCCAAACCUCCACACUUUUCUUUCUUCCAA
Trifolium pratense (red clover) is the source of this 1298-nucleotide messenger RNA. RefSeq lists its product as uncharacterized. NCBI's taxonomy places the organism in Eukaryota, Viridiplantae, Streptophyta, Magnoliopsida, Fabales, Fabaceae. Bases 156 to 911 code for a protein of 251 amino acids. The record is from RefSeq and is a predicted model, not a curated record. Gene Ontology annotation, cellular component: plasma membrane. The transcript has 2 exons.